This is a messenger RNA of Moesziomyces antarcticus, 2253 nucleotides long. RefSeq names its product eukaryotic polypeptide chain release factor 3. Gene Ontology annotation, biological process: nuclear-transcribed mRNA catabolic process, deadenylation-dependent decay; translation; translational termination. Gene Ontology annotation, molecular function: GTP binding; GTPase activity; translation release factor activity. Gene Ontology annotation, cellular component: translation release factor complex. The record is from RefSeq and is a predicted model, not a curated record. The coding region runs from base 1 to 2253 and encodes 750 amino acids. The transcript has a single exon. Lineage: Eukaryota; Fungi; Basidiomycota; Ustilaginomycetes; Ustilaginales; Ustilaginaceae.
AUGAACCCCAACGCUCCUAGCUUCGGCUUCAACCCCAACGCCUCGGGCUUCGUGCCCGGCCAGCCUCAGCAGGGUGGCCAGCAGCAACAGCAGGGCGGCUACUACCAGCAGGGCUUCAGCCAGCAGGGCCAGCAGCAGGGUUUCACCGGCGGCUACCCCAACCAGCAGUACCAGCAGUACCAGCAAUACCAGCAGCAGCCCUACGGUGCCGGCUACGCCCAGCAGGGCUUCAACCAGCAGGGCUUCAACAACCAGUACGCCCAGCAGGGUUUCGGCGGCCUCCCCGCCCGCCCUGCCGCUUCCGGCUCCUACCAGCCUCCCGCCGCUCGCUCCACACCUCCCGCUGCCGCCGGCGCUGCUGAUGCUGCGCCGCGCAAGCCCGUCAGCAUCUCCAUCGGCGGUGGCGCCAAGCCCGCGCCUGCUGCCGCUGAUAAGUCGGACGCGCCUCGCAAGCCCGUCAGCAUCUCCAUCGGUGGCGGCGCCAAGCCCGCUGCUGCGCCGGCUGCGGCUGCUGCAGCUGACAAGGCAGAGGCACCUCGCAAGCCUGUGAGCAUCUCCAUCGGCGGCGCGGCCAAGAAGCCCGAGGCGGACAACGCGCCUGCACCUGCCGCAGACACUGCCAAGCCCGCAGCGCAGCCCGCUGCGCAACCCGCCGCCGUCGCUGCGGUCAAGGCGACCGAAGCGCCUGCGCCCGCAUCCAGCAACGCAUCGGCGCCCUCGUCGCGCGCCGAGUCGCCCGCCCCGGCCGCCAAGUCCGAGGCCAAGGUGGCGUCGCUCUCGGGCAAGGUGGCCACCGAGCGUGCGGCCAACGACGCCGACCAGAUUCUCGCCGAGGCAACCAAGGUGACCGACGAGGAGACGCUCAAGGACCUCUUUGGCGACAAGAGCGACGAGCUCAAGUCGCAUCUCAACAUCGUCUUCAUCGGCCACGUCGACGCGGGCAAGUCGACCAUGGGCGGCAACCUGCUCUACCUCACCGGCAUGGUCGACAAGCGCACGCUCGAAAAGUACGAGCGCGAGGCCAAGGAGGCGGGCCGAGAGUCGUGGUACCUCUCCUGGGCGCUCGACUCGACGCAGCAGGAGCGCGAGAAGGGCAAGACCGUCGAGGUCGGCCGCGCCUACUUUGAGACGGGCAAGCGUCGCUACACCAUCCUCGAUGCGCCCGGACACAAGUCGUUUGUGCCGCACAUGAUCAGCGGUGCGGCGCAGGCCGACGUCGCCGUGCUCGUCAUCUCGGCGCGCAAGGGCGAGUUCGAGACGGGCUUCGAGCGCGGCGGACAGACGCGCGAGCACGCCGUGCUCGUCAAGACCGCCGGCGUGCAGCGCCUCAUCGUCGUCGUCAACAAGAUGGACGAGGCUACGGUGCAGUGGGAGCAGUCGCGCUACGACGAGAUCCAGUCCAAGCUCACGCCCUUCCUGCGCUCCGCCGGCUUCAACCCCAAGACCGACAUCACCUACAUCCCCGUCUCGGCGUUUGCGGGUCACAACCUCAAGGAGCGCGUGCCCAAGGACGUGUGCAGCUGGUACAGCGGGCCGUCGCUGCUCGAGUACCUCGACAACCUCGCGCUGGGCGACCGCAAGAUCUCGGCGCCGCUCAAGAUGCCCAUCUCGGAAAAGUACAACGACAUGGGCACCGUCGUCGUCGGCAAGCUCGAGGCGGGCAAGAUCAAGAAGGGCGACACGCUGCUGCUCAUGCCCAACAAGACGUCCGUCGAGGUGGUGGCCAUCUUCAACGAGCAGGAGGAGGAGGUGCCGGCGGCGAUCUCGGGCGACAAUGUGCGCGUCAAGCUCAAGGGUGUCGACCACGAAGACGUGAGCGUGGGCUUCGUGCUUUCGCAUCCGACGCACCCCGUGCACGUGGCUACGCACUUUGAGGCGCAGCUCGCGAUUCUCGAGCACCGCAACAUCAUCUGUGCCGGCUACAGCGCCGUGGUCCACUGCCACACCGUCUCGCAGGAGGCCAACCUGGCGGCGCUGCUGCACUACUACGACAAGAAGACGGGCAAGAAGAGUCGCCGUGGUCCGCAGUUUGCCAAGAAGGGCAUGAAGAUCAUUGCGCUCGUCGAGCUCGCCGCGCCCAUCUGCGUCGAGAGGUUCAAGGACUAUCCGCAGCUCGGACGAUUCACGCUGCGAGACGAAGGGCGCACCGUGGCGAUUGGAAAGGUGACCAAGCUCAUCACCAACCCGGACGAGCUGCCGGAUGUGGCCAAGCUCAGCGUCACCGAAGCCGCCUCGGCCGCGGCAACCAACUAA